Macroventuria anomochaeta is the source of this 1461-nucleotide messenger RNA. RefSeq lists its product as uncharacterized. Bases 1 to 1461 code for a protein of 486 amino acids. The record is from RefSeq and is a predicted model, not a curated record. Lineage: Eukaryota; Fungi; Ascomycota; Dothideomycetes; Pleosporales; Didymellaceae. The transcript has 2 exons.
AUGGCUGGAGCAAUGGAAAAGAUCAAGGCUAAGGUCGAGAACGUCCUCCACAAGGACAAGGACACCACCCACGACACCACACACACCACCCACGACACCACACACACAGGAACCACUGGCACUCACACUGGCUCCGGUCUGCCCGGCUCCACACACAACGACCCCACUGGUCCUCACAGCUCGCACACUGCCAACCAGGCCGACCCUCGUGUCGACUCUGAUCGUUUCGGCACAGCUGGCAACACUGCAGGUGCUGGCGGUGUCGGUGCUGGCCAAUAUGGUAGCACAGGCACUCACGGAACCACAGGUAGCGGUCUGACCGGCUCGCACGACACCUACGGCUCCAACACCCACGGUACCACCGGCUCUGGCCUGACUGGUUCGCAUGGCACUACAGGCCACAACACCACUCACGGAAGCGACCCCACCGGCCCUCAUGACUCCAAGCUUGCCAAUAAGCUCGACCCUCGCGUUGACUCUGACCGUGUUGGCCCCGCUGGCAACUCUUCCAGCGUUGGUGGCUACGGCACAGGCAAUGAGACUCACACCUCUGGUCAGCAAACCUACCAGACUGAUGGCAAGAAGUUGCCUGACGCUCUCCUUGAAGAUCAAUCAAGGGCUGACCACCACUCAGGUGCCGGCUUGACUCACAGCAGCCACACAAACACUGGCAGCGGCCUCACCGGCUCCAACACCCAUAGCUCCAACACUCACGGCUCUGACCCUACCGGCCCUCACGACUCUCGUCUGGCCAACAAGGCUGACCCUCGUGUCGACUCCGACCGCUAUGGCACUGCCGGCAACACUUCUGGUGCUGGUGGCUAUGGUGCUGGUCAGUACGGCAGCACUGGCACCCACACUGGCUCUGGUCUGACUGGUCACAACACCACCGGCUCUGGCCUCACCGGCAGCCACGGCACCCACACUGGCUCUGGCUUGACUGGUGGUGCUCCUCACACUGGCAGCCACACCGGCUCGCACAUUGGCUCCGACCCUACGGGCCCUCACAACACCCACCUCGCCAACCAGGCCGAUCCCCGCGUCGACUCUGAUCGCUACGGUGCCGCUGGUAACACCGCCGGCGCUGGCGGCUACGGUGCUGGCCAGUACGGCAGCACUGGCACCCACACCGGCUCUGGUCUGACUGGCCACAACACCACCGGCUCUGGCCUCACUGGUAGCCACGGCUACUCUGACCCCUCUGGUCCCCACGACUCUCGUCUCGGUAACAAGGCCGACCCCCGUGUCGACUCUGACCGCUACGGUGGACAGGGCAACACCUACGGCACCACCCAGGGCUCUGGCUUGACCGGCACCAACCACCCCGGCCACGUUGGUAACAACAAGGCCGACCAGACUGCUGGCCCUCACGGAUCUAAUGUCCUCAACAAGCUCGACCCCCGCGUCGACUCUGAUCUUGAUGGAUCCAAGACCACCGGUGGUGACCGCACCUACGGUUAA